CCAUGUUGUAGAUUUGGUCAAACAGGAGGAAUUACAGCAGGAGAAUCAACUGACAUACUAGAGUAAAGAUGGAGAUUAAGGAGGAACCCUGCAGAAUAAAAGAUGAAGAGACAGAGGAACUAAUAGGCCCCGUGGAGCUGGAUGAACUCCAACAGCCUCAUCGUAUCAAAAAUGAAGAUGGAAAUGCAGCUGAGCAAGAUUUCACUCAGAAACAAGUGCAAAACACUGAAGUCAAAGAGCUGUUCACCUGCUCUGAGUGUGGUAAGAGUUUCAUACAUAAAUCCAAGCUUAAAGUACACAUGAGAGCUCACAGUGGAGAACGACCGUUCACCUGCUCUGAAUGUGGAAAGAGUUACAUGAUUAUAUCAGCGCUUAACAGACACGCUAAAGUUCACAUUGGAGAGAGAUCUCAUAUAUGCGCAGAGUGUGGAAGCGGUUUUGUUUUUAAAGCACAUUUAAAGGAGCAUAUGAAGAUUCACAGCGGGGAAAAGCCGUUCACGUGCGCUCAAUGCGGGAAAAGCUUCAUCCGUAAAGGAGAAUUCAAUUUGCACAUGAAGAUUCACACUGAAGACAAACAGUUCGCAUGCUCUGAAUGCGGGAAGAGCUUCAGACGUAAAAAGACUCUCAGAAAUCAUCAGCUCUUACACAGUGGAGUCAAGUCGUUCAGCUGUGAUCAGUGCGGGAAAACAUUUGACAGCAGCGGUCUUAGCACGCACCUUAAAGUUCAUUCUGGAUCGAGGCCUUACAUUUGCGCGUUUUGCGGAAAGAGCUUCGCACAUGUGAGCUAUUUAAAAUUGCACCAGAACAUUCACACUGGAGAGAAACCUCAUGUGUGUUCAGACUGCGGGAAGAGCUUCAGUACAUCGAGCAACCUAAAAACACACCAGAAGCUUCACACCGGAGGGAAAAUGCUCAAGUGUUCGCGCUGUGAAUGCAGCUUCAGUCAUUUAUCGUCUUUGAAAGCUCAUGUGAGACUUCACACUGGAGAAAAGCCGUAUCAGUGCAUGUCAUGUGGGAGGAGGUUUAUCGUGCUUCACAAUCUUCAAACUCAUGAAAGAAAAUGUGAGCAAAGUUAAUUUAUAGAUGCCUCACCUGUAAGUAAACUCAUAUAGCAGGGAUGUCAAACUCAUCCUGCACAGUUUAGCUCCAACCCUCCUUCAACACUUACUGUAGGUUUUGAACAAGCCUGAAGGACUCAAUUAGUUUGAUCAGGUGUGUUUAACACGCUUAUUUCACGCGGCCGCCAUUUUAAAGAACCAAAGCGAGGCUGCGGUGGGAAGAAACCUGUAAGUAUAGGAUGAGCACUGUAAACAUUGCAGUACACGCUGUGGACUACAAACCUCCAGCUGUUGCUGAGAUUUCAAAUGCAGAAAUGGUGUAAACAUCACUUUAAUAUCAUUCAGUAAGAUUAUUUAAACAAUUAAAAGCAAUUACAAACACAUCUGUAAGAGUAAAUGCUCAAGUGUCCUCUUGGCUUCAGUUCAUGGCACUAGUUAAACACCAUCGGGACGCUUUCCUGCUUCAGCCUAUGUAACCUGGUGAGUGAUAAAACACUGCAGUCCUCUGUAGCACGCCCUUGUGUUGUCUGUAAUUGUCCGGUACUCAAGUUUUCAGUUCAUUUCCCGCUAACAUUCA
Danio aesculapii is the source of this 1635-nucleotide messenger RNA. Its product is annotated as gastrula zinc finger protein XlCGF8.2DB. Gene Ontology annotation, biological process: regulation of transcription by RNA polymerase II. NCBI's taxonomy places the organism in Eukaryota, Metazoa, Chordata, Actinopteri, Cypriniformes, Danionidae. Gene Ontology annotation, molecular function: DNA-binding transcription factor activity; RNA polymerase II cis-regulatory region sequence-specific DNA binding. The record is from RefSeq and is a predicted model, not a curated record.